AUGGCGUUGUCUGGUCCCAAUUCCAACCAACGGCCCGUCCCAUGUCCGUCGAAUCCGAUCCUCCUCGCGUCGCAAUCGCAAUGGUUCUUCACAGACGAAGAACUCACCAGAACACCCUCGCAACUUGACGGAAUGAAAUUCGAGACGGAAAACCAAAGCCGCAGCAAAGGCGUGAACUUCAUUACCCAGGUCGGUAUCAUGUUAAAGCUACCACAGCCCACCCUCGCGACGGCAGCGGUGUACAUGCACCGUUUCUUCAUGCGGCAUAGCAUGGUCGACACCCCGCGACACCCGGGGGCACAUCCGUACAACAUCGCAGCUACAUCGUUAUUCCUUGCGAUGAAGGUUGAAGAGACUGUACGGCGGAUGAAGGAGAUUAUAAUCGCAUGCUGCCGGGUCGCACUCAAGCAACCGAACAUGAUUGUGGACGAGCAGUCCAAGGACUUUUGGAGAUGGCGCGACACAAUCCUCCACCAUGAAGAUAUACUGCUAGAAGCACUAUGCUUCGAUCUCCAACUCGAACAACCCUACCGCCUCCUCUACGAUUUCAUGUGCUUCUUUGGCGUCCAGGACCACAAACACCUCCGCAACGCCUCGUGGGCCUUCCUUAAUGACUCCAUGUUCACCAUGCUCGCGGUGCAGUUCAGCGCGCGCACCAUCGCCGCAGCGGCGCUGUACGCUGCAGCUCGCCAUUGCGAUCUCGGAUUCAAGGAUGACGGCGCUGGUCGGCCGUGGUGGGUGCAGUUGGAAGUUGAUUUAGAAGAGGUGCGGCGCGCUUGUAUGCGCAUGGCGCAGUUGUAUGAGAAUAAUGCGAUUCAGAGACAUAGCCAGUACUACCCGACCAUACCCGUUACGGCUUUCGAGGAGGGUACUGAGAAGACUAGGAUUUUGCGGCCGGGUACCAACCCCUCGAAUGAAGAGAGCAUGGGGAGGAAACGGUCGAGAGAGCCCGAAUCAGAUUCUCGAAAUGAUCAGGGUCACAGUCCGGCUCCGACGAACGGGGAACAGCCGCCUAAGCGACAGCGAACGGUCGAGCCGGAGUCUGAUACACAACAAUCAUCAUCUUUUGCAGAACCGUCAUCAUCCCAAAACCGAUCUACGAACACGAAUGGUCAUCUAGCACCGCCCUCGCAAAACCAUAAACACCCCGAAGAAGGCGAAACAGACCCCGUUCAGCAACGAAUCGACCACAUCGUGCAGCAGAACUUACCCUCAGAGGGUCGUCACUCAGAUGAGAGAUACCGACGGUAUUCAGGAUCUCGAGACCGAUCUCAAGAUCAGAGUCGAGAUCGAGGCCGCGAUCGCGAUAGGGACCGCGAUAGGGAUAGGCAGUAUCCGUAUCGGGGUCAUUCAAGACCGCCGCCGCCUCCACCGCCGCCGCCGCCGGAGGACAAGGAAGAGGGUGAAGCUGAGGGGAGUGAGGAGGGGGAGCUUUGA
Aspergillus chevalieri is the source of this 1437-nucleotide messenger RNA. RefSeq names its product putative cyclin. Gene Ontology annotation, cellular component: nucleus; cyclin/CDK positive transcription elongation factor complex. The record is from RefSeq and is a predicted model, not a curated record. The transcript has a single exon. Gene Ontology annotation, molecular function: cyclin-dependent protein serine/threonine kinase activator activity. Gene Ontology annotation, biological process: positive regulation of DNA-templated transcription, elongation; regulation of transcription by RNA polymerase II. Bases 1 to 1437 code for a protein of 478 amino acids. NCBI's taxonomy places the organism in Eukaryota, Fungi, Ascomycota, Eurotiomycetes, Eurotiales, Aspergillaceae.